Messenger RNA from Emericellopsis cladophorae, 249 nucleotides. RefSeq lists its product as uncharacterized. The coding region runs from base 1 to 249 and encodes 82 amino acids. The record is from RefSeq and is a predicted model, not a curated record. The transcript has a single exon. Lineage: Eukaryota; Fungi; Ascomycota; Sordariomycetes; Hypocreales; Bionectriaceae.
AUGGGGAUCUGGCUCAACAACACCCGUGGAGGCACCGACGCCGACGCUUGCAACUCGGACGACUACGCACGGAACGGCGCCCAAGCAAUCGCACGUGCCACUGCCUGCGAAAUUCCUGGCUGCCAUAAGCUCAUCUCAGCCUGGGUCGCCCACGUCGGCAACGUCGGCAACGUCUGCUCAGUCGAUAGCGGCCAUUCCCCCAACGCAGACGACCGCGCCCUCUCAAUCACCUGCUGCUGGUGGGAAUAG